Messenger RNA from Cylindrotheca closterium, 693 nucleotides. The record is from the annotation of a GenBank genome assembly. NCBI's taxonomy places the organism in Eukaryota, Bacillariophyta, Bacillariophyceae, Bacillariales, Bacillariaceae.
AUGCUUGAGAAGCCAUCAAAGUCAGUUGGAGAUCCAAGCAAACAGUCCAACGAAGGGCACAAGAAGAGAGGUACAGAUGGCGGACGCAAAAAGGAAGGAAAACCAAAGAAAAAGAAAGCAAAAAUGAAGCAUCCAAGCGGCGAACAUGUAGACGCACGUGAAUUAUCUGUACUUGAAAGCGCCGCUCUUCCGCAGGGACAGAUCAUGGCCCAGUUCUUGUCUACCUUUAACAGACUUGAACAAUCUAGGUUCGAAGCUUUUCGCCGAAGUACAUUCUCCUCCGAUGCGAUAUCCAAAUACGUUGCUCAGAUUUUAAUAGAAGGGCUCAAUGAUGGAAUAGAACGAAAUCCCGUGUUAUCUCAUCUCUGCAGUGUUGGACAAGCUUCGGAGAUUACAAUGGUAGUAUCAACACUCGCCAAGGCCUAUGCCCAGAGGCUGAUGCAAGACUCAAGAAGCUUUGCAGGAAUAAAAGAAGUCGUUCUACCGCGAUAUAUGCUGUUGGCUAUGGACGAGCGAAAUAGCCAAGGUACCGAGAUUGACUUCUUCUUGCAAAACGCAGCAACAUCAUCAUCUGGCUCAUCGUUAUGCAACAGAAACUAUUCAUCUCGGCGACUGGCCGCGAUUAGACUACAAGAACUUUAUGAAGAAGACAACGGAUCGAAGCCAAUGAACAACAAAGCCCUAUCCGAAUAG